CGAUGACCUUGCACAACUGGCUGAGACAACAACAACCAUGGAAUAACUUCACCUUGACUUCAUUUCACCCUGUUUCAAUCUGACUCCUACACCUAUCUACCUUCCUCUCCCCCUCCCACCUCCACCUCCACCUCCACCAUGUCCUCUCCCUUUAAUCCCCGCCCAUUUACCGACUACAUCAUCUUCUCCCCUCUAGCCGCCUUCAUCUAUCCCGUCCACCAUCUCCUCAAUCGACUCCGCGGACCACCUCGACUGCCACCACCCAACGCUCGUCCCAUUCGCGUCGUCUGCAUCUCCGACACCCACACACUCGAAUGGAGCGACAUUCCAGACGGCGACCUCCUCAUCCACGCAGGGGACCUAAGCAACGACGGCUCCGUCCGCGAGAUCCAACAAGCCGUCAACUGGCUGCGCAGUCUUCCGCACACCCAUAAAGUCGUCAUCUGCGGCAACCACGACAGCUUCUUCGACGUGCGAUCGCGGCGGCCCGAAGACCGCGACGACGCAUCCUCGACGACCUCCUACGCGACCGUCUCCUCCUCAACCGCCUCCCUGCGGUCCCUCCCCUCCGACGACCUCGACCGCGUCGACUGGGGCGACAUCCACUACCUGCAACACACCUCCGUCACCCUGACCUUCCCUCCGACCUCACCACCCCCGCCAUCACCUUCACCUCCCAACUCAACAACCCCCCUGCUCCACAACAACCACCACCACCACCACCACCACCGCACCCGCACCCUAACCCUAUACGGCGCGCCGCAAAUCCCCGCCAUCGCCCCUCUAGGUCCCGAACACGCCUUCACCUACCCACCGCACCACGACGCCUGGACAGGCACCGUGCCCGCCACAACCGACAUCCUGAUCACGCACACGCCGCCAUCCUCGCACCUGGACCUCUCCCCGAUCUUCUCGACGGGGUGUCCAUCCCUUCUGGCGGAGACGUGGCGCGUGCGCCCCGCCCUGCACGUGUUUGGUCAUAUCCACGCCGCCUACGGCCUGGAGCGCGUGUACUAUGACGAGGCCCAGCGCGCGUGGGAGCGCCUCUGCGCCGCCCGGCGGCCCCGCGCCCGGCUGUCGCGCUUCCGGUCGCUGGUCACCGGCGGCCUGCGCGAUCUGUUCGAUGUCGCCGGGUGGGUGGACGCCGCACGCGUGGUCGUCUACGGGGUGCUGGGGAUCGUCUGGGCCAAGGUGUGGGGCGGCGAGAAUGCUGGGUGCGGGUGGAUGGUGAAUGCCGCCUGCAUGUAUCGCGAUGAGGGGGUGUUGAGGAAUAAACCGCAGGUGGUUGUUCUGUAAAUCCGGGAGGCUGAUUUAGCAUAAUAGUGGGUACGUGCUGAAUAAACGAGGUGAGAGACAGGGGGCAUGGGAGGGUGAGGGGUAUAUAUACUACUGGUUGUGUGAAGUGAGAGGCUGAAGUGCUCGGUGUAUAGGGUCAUCAUUCGUGGUCACGGACGGGAUGAGCGUUGUCUCUUAUUGCUCGUGUCGUCUAUUCUCAAAAGCGCUGCAUCGGGGGCAUAGGCGUUUAAUAUUACUAUUUACUAUAAUGAAGAG
Molecule: messenger RNA, 1551 nt
Organism: Aspergillus homomorphus CBS 101889
Lineage: Eukaryota; Fungi; Ascomycota; Eurotiomycetes; Eurotiales; Aspergillaceae
Product: metallophosphatase domain-containing protein
Exons: 1
Coding region: 139-1296 (385 amino acids)
Molecular function (GO): hydrolase activity
Source: RefSeq, a predicted model, not a curated record